GAAACGCACCCUUCACUCGUGCGCCGGUGCCUCAAGUGUCAGGAGACAGUGUUUAACAGAGGUGAUUUACAAGACCUGAACAACUCUACCUACAGACCUGAUCAGUGAUUUUCAACACAAAGCCCUCACAUCUCAUGAGACUGGUUGCAUUAUGAGAGCACUUUACCUGUUCCUAUUGGUUUACCUACUGGGGAGCUCCUUUGCAGGAUCCAGUGCAGAGAGUAAUGGAGUAUGCACAAAAGAUGCCUGCACACAGGGCCCAGAUGCCACCUCGAACUUCUUACAGUGUGUGGGCCUGCCUCCAACAGACACGGGGGCAGAUGAAAUGCGAAAGCUGAAAGGAAUUCUUGAAGCCGCAAUGGAUGUGUACACGUUUAUGAAGUCAAGCAUGGCAAGCGGACCAAUUUUGAGCGUGGAGGGCGCUCUGGAAUUAGACUUGGCAGCAGACCCUCUACAGAAUCAAGAUCUGGUCAAGAUGUGGAUGGAGGUCAACAUGAAACCGCUGCUGAAAUCCAUCACCAAGCAGUUCUUGUCCUGUCUCAGCACCAGGAACUUCAGCUGCUCCACCUACCAGACUGUAGUGGAGGAGCUCAGUCAACACUAUUCUGAGAUGGAUCCAGUCAGGCAAAAGUGGAUCUACACAUUCUUUAUGUACCCGUUCCUGUCUUCAGCAACAGUUGAUGGCUGUGUGAGGCCAGAUGAGAGCAGUGCAGAAUGGCUGAUGAAGAACUUCGGUGCCUUCAGUGUCAUGGCCCGCUUGAAGGACUUUUCAGAGCUCAAUGUGGUCUUCAAUGGACUGGAGGUUCUUAACUUGUUGUCUCCAGCACAAAAGGCCGAGCUGCUCAUGAGCCCUUAUGUUGCCAGUUUAGACAAUGGCACAUUAGCUCUGGUCUUCCACAGUCUGCUAACAGGGGAAUCUGGCCCAUCACCCACUGAUGGCCCUGGAUGGGGUCCCAACUGGACAACCCCUGGGUACCCACCCUCCUAUCCAGUACAGCUGUCACAUAACCAUCAGCCAGGCCUCCAACAGGUCGUAAAUGGAUUCAUGUCAGCCUUCAAACCCAUCGGGAGCUUUGUUCAUAAUUUUGUGUCCUUCACACGUGAGAGAGAUCCGUCAAAUAUAAGAAGCACCACUUUGACCCAGUUCCUGCUCAACUGGACUCUGUCUGAGCUGGCUGGCAAAUACCAGCCAAGCGCACCUGUGGUCCCAGAGGGACCUCAGUUUGAUGUGACAAAUGUGGCAGACUGGUAUCAUUACGUUGUUAAGCCGCUGUUACGGAGGUUUUUGCCCGAUGAAGAACUCCUGAUGCAUGAAAACAUCACGCUCGCUUUCCAUGAAGUGUUCCGUCUGGACAACGGUAUGGACAAUAUGACGGUGAAUGAAAUCCAGGAUGUCUGUAGCAUCACCCUCGAUAAGAGCCCUUGCGGGCUGACCGAUGCGGUGGCAAACGUGGCUCAUGUCUUGCACUGCGCUGCUCGUAACAACCUGACCAUGACAGAAGCCGUCGUCUUGAAGCUGGUUCUAGAGCUGACUCAACGUCUGAACUUGCUGAUCAAGGAGCUCUCCACAGCAAACUUCACGCAGUUGGAAUCCGAGUUUAAGCAGAUCUUCAGCGAGUCAAACUCCGCAACUCUGACCCAGGAGCACCUGACGGACCCAGCCUUCAUCCAGCUCUGGUUCAAGGUCAAGCUGCUGCCCCUCCUGCCCAACGUACAGCCAGAGCUCCUCUCCUGCCUCAGCACCAAGAACUUCUCCUGCCCCGUUUACCAAACCCUUGUGGUGGCACUCAGUGAACGAAUGAACUUUUUGGAUGCUGAUCCGAUGUACAGCAGCAACAUCUACGAGUACUUCAUCUACCCCUUCCUGCUAAAUCACAACACCUCGGACCCCCAGUGUGUCUCUGCAGCUAAUAACAGCGCAGAAUGGCUGCAACUCAACUUUGGUUUCUUCUCAAGCUUUGCCUCUAUCAUUGACUUCUACAUACUCAACCCUUAUUUCUCUGGACUGGAGGCUCUUGACCUCCUGACUCCAAAUCAGACGGUAGAGUUGCUGCUCUUGACUCUCCCAACUCCACCAGAGAAAGACGUUGUCAUCAGUCAAGUGUUUAACUUCCUGACGGAGUCACCUGCAGCCAGGAAGUACCCAGAGGUCCUCAGCGCUUUGGUCAGGCUCGCUGGAAAGAUCAAUCCUUCCUGCGACAUCUACAAACAAAUCUUCACACAGCUCUAUACAGCCAUACCAUCUCUGCCUCCAGAAAUGGAACCAGUCACCUGGGCCACUAUAGAAGCCCUGAUAAACAUUGCACCUGUCGAGUGCGUGCCGGCGAACCUCAAGUGCCUGGUAAUCCCGCUCAAUGAAACUCACAGCUGUGCAGGAGUCAACAGCUCUGAUCUGCUGUCUUACUUGGACACCUUUAAUCAAGUUUCCUGCAACUUCCCCUUGGAGGAAUAUGCCUGUGCACAGCUGGACAACUUCACAGCCAAUCACCUGGCGUCUCUUCUGAUGUGUAAUCUUCCUGGGAACAGCGCUCACUCCAAAACUCUGUGGAAAAUCCUGCUCACGAAAGUCUCCGGCGUUUUAAACCCAGCCCUGGACAUCCUGGCUAACAUGCCGAUGCCCGUGAUUCCAUCAGCGUCACAGGUUUUGGAUGUGAUCGGAGAGAUCAGAGUGUUGCUGCUGACAGAUGAGCAGCUGCAGAACAGCGAAGUUAUCAACUUGUGGUUCUCAGACCGCCUGAGGAGCUUCUUGCCGUACGCAUCGGGAAUGUUUCUGCGCUGUCUGAGCAGCACAAACCUGACCUGUCAGUCAUACCAGGAAAUACUGCAGACGUUUAUCGGCCAGUUUAACCAGAUGACCUCAAACCAGCAGCAGUUGGUCUUGCAGGAUUUCAUACUGCAGUUCCUGACGCAGCCACGCUCAGAUUCCAGCUGUGUGUCUACCUCCAACAGCACUGCAGUGUGGAUACAGCAGAAUUUGGGUCCAUUUUCAGCACUUUUGUCCCUCACUCAGCUGAUCCAUCUCAACCCACAAUUCAACCCUAUUGAAGUCCUGACACUCCUGACUGCACAACAGAGCGCAGAGCUGCUGUCGCUUCCAAAUCUGCCGGACAAAGCCGUCAUUAUCAACGCGCUCUUUGAUUACCUGACCGUGUCUGCUGAGCAGAAUAAAUUCACAGAGUUCCUGACCAACCUUACCGUGUUCAUUCACCCGGAAAACUUCACUUGCUCUUCAUACAAAACGCUGUUUGCCAGACUGGACUUGGCCCUACCUGUGGUUUCCCUUGGCAUCGCUACAACUAUCACACAGACUAAAGAGGCUCUAUCCCACCAACUACCACCUGACUGCAUCAUUUACAGUGGACAGUGUAAUGUCAGCGUGGCAAAUGAAAGCGAAAUCUGUAUCGGACUGAACAGAACAGCAGUUCAGCUCAAACUCACCAGUGCGCAGACGAGCGGAAACCUCUGUGACUUGACCGUUGAUGAACUGGCUUGUGCUUCGCUGUCAACAAUAACAGCAGAACAGCUGGCAACGAUACUGAAGUGCAACCACUCCUCCAGCUCGAGUGGGUCCAGAUCUAUCUGGAAACUUCUCCUCUCCAAAACCUCUGAGGUCCUGGACCAGGCUCUGGAUCUGCUCGUCAACACGACUCUGGACACCAACAGCUCAGCAGUGUCCGUGAUUCUGGACACCAUACAAGAACUCCGAAUAGAUACCGUCAGCAUGGCCACCCUCAAUAAUCUAACCUUCAUCCAGACGUGGUUUGGCCGCCACCUUCGCCCAUUUCUGCCGGCUGUUUCACCUGACUUCCUUUCAUGUAUCACCACAAAGAACCUGACUUGCAGCUCCUACCAGGCCAUUCUGCAGAUUUUGAGUCAACUCCAGCCACAAUUAACGUUUGCCAGGCAGGUGUCUGUCUACACGCACUUCAUUAAGGUUUUCCUGACCAGGAACAACAGCACAGACCCCGCCUGCAGCUCAGGCAUUGCCACCAGUGCACAAUGGCUGCAGGUGAACCUGGGAGGUUUUGCCUAUCUUGCGACGUUCCAGGACAUUCAGACGAUCUACUCCAACUUCUCUGUGUUGGAUGCCUUGUCACAGCUCACGGUCAGACAGCUAGCCGAGGUGUCCGCAACACCUGGCCAGCUCACAACUUCUGAGCAAGUCAACAUGGUGAUGAAAUAUGUGCCUGACCAGUUUCUGGCUACCUUCUUUGAUAAUUUCUCACCUGUUAUCCUGGCUCAUGAAGACGCGUUCCCUUCAGUCGUGAGGUCAGCUAUGUUGCAAGUUGUGUUUGAUCGUGCAAACCUCUCCCUUCCUUCGGUGAGUGAUGCAGAGGUAUAUGUGUGGCUUACCUCCCGGCUGCCACCUCUGCUGGUACAACUUUCACCAGGACAAGUUGCAUCUUACUUCGGAAUACUGGCAGGAAGGAGCUGCAAUAUUGAGCAGCUGGGUGUACUGAACCUGAACAUGACUAUCUCAACGCUCAGCACAGACACACAGCAGAAAAUCUAUGGUCAAAUCCUCCAGACCCUCAGAGGUCCAACACCUCUCCGCUGCUACGGUGACAGCUACAACACCAGUUUCUAUGGUUUCCUGGAGCAAUCUUUCAUGGGUUUCCAGUUUCCCAACCUCACCGCCUUCCUGUCGCUCAUGCCUCCUGACAGAAUGCAUCUGAUCAUAAAUUCCAUCCCUCCAUCAGAGCUUGGGAAUUACCUACAACGUCCUAAUGUUGUCGACAACGACGCACAGCUCUGCAUGCUCUUAAACAGCUACAGCCAGACACCACAGUUUCUAGAAACUGAGUCUCUGCCGGAUGCAGUGAGGCGCUCCAUCCUGCCCUGCGUCUGGCCCGUGGCCCUCAACAGCACCCAAACGUCGGAGGUCGACGCUUGGUUUGACCGUCGCCUCAAGAACUACUUGCCCUUCCUCACAAAGAGCCUGAUCAGUCCCAGUGUCAUAAACAGCACCUCCUGCCUGGCCUUCCAAAAACUUGUCUCAGUCCUUGGGGUAUACAACUACACUACUGCUGACUUUGUGAGGGGAGACGUGUACAACGCCAUCAGGACUUACCUUUACGUCGGCUCAACCUCAAACCCAAAGUGUUACUUCCCCAGCAACCCACAACUGAAUUCCACAGCUUGGUUUGCUCAGUACAUCGGGUCUUUCGUCUCUUUCCUCACUCUGGACGAUCUUGCAACAUUUGGAUCUGAGUCGGUCAUUCAGGUCUUCACAGUGAACCUUCAGAACAUCGCUCUUUUCAACACCUCUGUCUUACCUGCAAACCUCACAAACUACUACACCACCCUUCUAUAUCAACAGGACAGCAACUUCAACCCCUUACUCCUUCCUAUCUUGUUUCGGUGUGUCGCUCCUGGUCCAGCAUUUACCCAACUGAGUCCAAGCGACAGUUUGAUAGUUCUGCAGAAUCUCACAGUUCUCUGUACGAACCUGGACCCACAAGUCACUGCUGCUUUGGUAGGUACCUUUGGUCAGAACAUUGACUCCACAGUCAUUUCUGCCCUCGGCAGCCAAAGCACCGGCAUGUCGCUGAAUCAGAUCAACUCAAUCAAACCCCAGGACUUAAUAAACUCCAUCAGCACUCUCUCCACUGUGACGGGCUGGAGCGAAGGUCAGGCCAAGGCCAUCAUCCAGUCUCUCCUGUCUUCAGGCGUGAUACAGAUCAACAACUCAUCAUCGCUGAUAAGUCUGGGCACUCUCAUCAUUGGUGUACCUUCCAGAGUGUUCUUGAGCAUCUCUGGUAAUCAGCUGAUAAGUGCCUCCCAAACUCCUUCACUGGUGGCAAACCUCCUUUCUGGUCCUCAGAUCAUCCAGCAGGUCUUUGUCAGUCAGAUCAUAUCAGUGAACACCAGCAACGUGCAAGUGAUCCAGAACGUUCCCGAUGACCUGGCCACUGAGAUCCCUCGAUCCCUGCUGGUGGACUUCUCCAGUAGCAACGACGUUAUCACCAUACUCAACAGAAAGAAAUGGAAACGGCAGCAGGCUGAAUUGUUCUUUGAGUCGUUAGCUACAGAGAGCGCCUCCGCACAGCUGGGAGGUCCAAACAAUUUGUCAUCCUCGGUGCUUCAAGGGUUCACAUGCACUGGAGUGAGGAACAUUAGCAAUGGGCAAGUCAAGAACCUGAUCAAAGCCUGUCGGAGGUCAGGCAGCAGGAAGGUUAAUCUAGUGGAGUCUCAGCUGACCUGCAUGUACACUUACAUCAAAGACGAUGCUGCCAGCUUCAACCUCUACCCUCCAGAUGUUCUGCUGUAUUAUGAUUACUCACUGGUGCCGCAGGGCAGCUGCAGGGCCUAUUUCACAGAGCUGGGAAAUGCAGACUUCUCUGUCUUCUCUGCAGCGCUCAGCUACAAGCGCACUGCCCUGUUUGAAAAUGCAAAGAGCUGCCUGGGCAUAACAAACACAAGCUUAACUGAAGAUGAAAUAUCAGUAUUGGGAAACAUGUGCUGCAUCCUGGAUGCAUCCUACAUCCUAAACUCAGAUUCAUCCAUCUUGGAAAAACUCAAAGCCUGCCCCAGCCUCACUUCUGCUCAAGCAGCUGCUGUUCAGGCUCGAAUGACUAAUGGCAACACAAGAUAUGGAGCUCCUUCAGUGUGGACUGAGCAAACUCUGAAAGACCUCGGGAUGCUGUCUCUGUAUAUGUCUUCAACCUUCUAUGAUUACUUCAACACUAAAACAAAGAACAACUACUUGAGGUACUUCCUGGGUGUUCUCAAGGAAAACAACGUGGACAGCCAGAAGAUCGGGGAGCUGAAGAGUGCAAUAAGGAUGUCCAUUCCGGAUGAGUCAAAGGAAUUUACAGCCACUGACUGCACUUUGGGUUUCAUAACCCGCGUGACUAUCGUUAAUCUAACAUUCCCCUUAAACUAUGAUAUAAGUCAGUUCACCAGCUGCCUCAAUUCCACCAUUGUGAAAGACAACUUGGAUGCCCUUGUUAGCCAGGUGCAGGAACAGAACUACACAACGAUUGUUCUCAGCAAGUUGCGACAGGCUUACAUUGCCAACAGCAUCAUCCCAGAAGAUCAGGUUCAGAUCUUAGGAGCAAUGUCCCGUAGUGCCACUAUGGCAGACAUCAACAUGUGGAGUAUUACUCAGAUCGACACACUCUCUUCUUUGAUGGAUCCUUCAAACGGACCGUGGGACCCGGUUCUGGCCAAAGCCAUCAUCUCCAAGUAUCUGAGUGUAAAGGGGAACAGUCUCAGCAGUGUGGCGCUCAACGCCAUUGGAGGACCAAACCUGUGCGCCCUGGAUGUUGUUGCUAUCAGGAACAUUUCGGUUGGAAGCAUCAAAAACACCGAUGCCCUGGACAUAUCCAGCUGCACCACUGAGAAAAAGCAAGAACUGUUUGUCCUCGCAUAUGAAGCAUUUAUCCCAGACAAACGCUCAAUCACUAUCUCUACUUCCAGUUACCAGCUCAUACAAUCUUACCUAUCGGGUGCAGAUCUUGCGUUUAUCCAAAAUUUAGUGUCUUCCAAUAUCAGUAUGGACCUCCCGACCUUCACUGGGCUGCUUCAGAGUGUUAUACAGAACCUGACUGUUAGUGAUGUUAAAGGUCUUCUUGGCACCAACCUCCUACUUUUGAAGUCGUAUGAAAAUGUGACAGUGGUGCAAACCUGGAUCAGUUCACAGUUACAGUCCGAUCUUAAUGGUCUGGGAGUGGGGCUUACAGGAGGCAAGGUUAGCCCCACCACCACCACUACAUCAGACACAUCAUCAACAACAUCGGGGACAACGUCAUUUACAACAUCGGGGCCAAAUUCAGCAACAACAUCAGAGGCAACUUCAUCGACAACAUCGGGGCCAAAUUCAGCAACAACAUCAGGGGCAACUUCAACGAUAACAUCGGGGCCAAAUUCAGUAACAACAUCAGGGGCAACUUCAACGAUAACAUCGGGGCCAAAUUCAGCAACAACAUCAGGGGCAACUUCAACGAUAACAUCGGGGCCAAAUUCAGCAACAACAUCAGGGGCAACUUCAACGAUAACAUCGGGGCCAAAUUCAGCAACAACAUCAGGGGCAACUUCAACGACAACAUCGGGGCCAAAUUCAGCAACAACAUCAGGGACAACUUCAACGAUAACAUCGGGGCCAAAUUCAUCAACAACAUCAGGGGCAACUUCAACGACAACAUCGGGGCCAAAUUCAGCAACAACAUCAGGGGCAACUUCAACGACAACAUCGGGGCCAAAUUCAUCAACAACAUCAGGGGCAACUUCAUUGACAUCAUUGGGGACAACUUCAACAACUGGAUCCAGCAGCACCACGCCAACAGAAAUCUGUAUCAGUCUGAACAGAACAGCAGUUCAGCUCAAACUCACCAGUGCGCAGACGAGCGGAAACCUCUGUGACUUGACCGUUGAUGAACUGGCUUGUGCUUCGCUGUCAACAAUAACAGCAGAGCAGCUGGCAAUGAUACUGAAGUGCAACCGCUACUCCAGCUCGAGUGGGUCCAGACCUGUCUGGAAACUUGUCCUCUCCAAAACCUCUGAGGUCCUGGACCAGGCUCUGGAUCUGCUCGUCAACACGACUCUGGACGCCAACAGCCCAGCAGUGUCCGUGAUUCUGGACACCAUACAAGAACUCCGAAUAGAUACCGUCAGCAUGGCCACCCUCAAUAAUCUAACCUUCAUCCAGACGUGGUUUGGCCGCCGCCUUCGUCCAUUUCUGCCGGCUGUUUCACCUGACUUCCUUUCAUAUAUGACCACAAGGGAACUGACUUGCAGCUCCUACCAGGCCAUUCUGCAGAUUUUGAGUCAACUCCAGCCACAAUUGACGCCUGUCAGGCGGAUGUCUGUCUACACGCACUUCAUUAAGGUUUUCCUGACCAGGAACAACAGCACAGACCCCGCCUGCAGCUCAGGCAUUGCCACCAGUGCACAAUGGCUGCAGGUGAACCUGGGAGGUUUUGCCUAUCUUGCGACGUUCCAGGACAUUCAGACGAUCUACUCCAACUUCUCUGUGAUGGAUGCCUUGUCACAGCUCACGGUCACACAGCUAGCCGAGGUGUCCGCAACACCUGGCCAGCUCACAACUUCUGAGCAAGUCAACAUGGUGAUGAAAUAUGUGCCUGACCAGUUUCUGGCUACCUUCUUUGAUAAUUUCUCACCUGUUAUCCUGGCUCAUGAAGACGCGUUCCCUUCAGUCGUGAGGUCAGCUAUGUUGCAAGUUGUGUUUGAUCGUGCAAACCUCUCCCUUCCUUUGGUGAGUGAUGAGGACGUACAGGUGUGGCUUACCUCCCGGCUGCCACCCCUGCUGGUACAACUUUCACCAGGACAAGUUGCAUCUUACUUCGGAAUACUGGCGGGAAGGAGCUGCAAUAUUGAGAAGCAGGGUGUACUGAACCUGAACAUGACUAUCUCAACACUCAGCACAGACACACAGCAGAAAAUCUAUGGUCAAAUCCUCCAGACCCUCAGAGGUCCAACACCUCUCCGCUGCUACGGUGACAGCUACAACACCAGUUUCUAUGGUUUCCUGGAGCAAUCUUUCAUGGGUUUCCAGUUUCCCAACCUCACCGCCUUCCUGUCGCUCAUGCCUCCUGACAGAAUGCAUCUGAUCAUAAAUUCCAUCCCUCCAUCAGAGCUUGGGAAUUACCUACAACGUCCUAAUGUUGUCGACAACGACGCACAGCUCUGCAUGCUCUUAAACAGCUACAGCCAGACACCACAGUUUCUAGAAACUGAGUCUCUGCCGGAUGCGGUGAGGCGCUCCAUCCUGCCCUGCGUCUGGCCCGUGGCCCUCAACAGCACCCAAACGUCGGAGGUCAACGCUUGGUUUGACCGUCGCCUCAAGAACUACUUGCCCUUCCUCACAAAGAGCCUGAUCAGUCCCAGUGUCAUAAACAGCACCUCCUGCCUGGCCUUCCAAAAACUUGUCUCAGUCCUUGGGGUAUACAACUACACUACUGCUGACUUUGUGAGGGGAGACGUGUACAACGCCAUCAGGACUUACCUUUAUGUCGGCUCAACCUCAAACCCAAAGUGUUACUUCCCCAGCAACCCACAACUGAAUUCCACAGCUUGGUUUGCUCAGUACAUCGGGUCUUUCGUCUCUUUCCUCACUCUGGAUGAUGUUGUGGCAUUUGGAUCUGAGUCGGUCAUUCAGGUCUUCACAGUGAACCUUCAGAACAUCGCUCUUUUCAACACCUCUGUCUUACCUGCAAACCUCACAAAGUACUACACCACCCUUCUAUAUCAACAGGACAGCAACUUCAACCCCUUACUCCUUCCUAUCUUGUUUCGGUGUGUCGCUCCUGGUCCAGCAUUUACCCAACUGAGUCCAAGCGACAGUAUGAUAGUUCUGAAGAAUCUCACAGUUCUCUGUACGAACCUGGACCCACAAGUCACUGCUGCUUUGGCAGGUAACUUUGGUCAGAACAUUGACUCCACAGUCAUUUCUGCCCUCGGCAACCAAAGCACCGGCAUGUCGCUGAAUCAGAUCAACUCAAUCGAACCCCAGGACUUAAUAAACUCCAUCAGCACUCUCUCCACUGUGACGGGCUGGAGCGAAGGUCAGGCCAAGGCCAUCAUCCAGUCUCUGCUGUCUUCAGCCGUGAUACAGAUCAACAACUCAUCAUCGCUGAUAAGUCUGGGCACUCUCAUCAUUGGUGUACCUUCCAGAGUGUUCUUGAGCAUCUCCGGUAAUCAGCUGAUAAGUGCCUCCCAAACUCCUUCACUGGUGGCAAACCUCCUUUCUGGUCCUCAAAUCAUCCAGCAGGUCUUUGUCAGUCAGAUCAUAUCAGUGAACACCAGCAACGUGCAAGUGAUCCAGAACGUUCCCGAUGACCUGGCCACUGAGAUCCCUCGAUCCCUGCUGGUGGACUUCUCCAGUAGCAACGACGUUAUCACCAUACUCAACAGAAAGAAAUGGAAACGGCAGCAGGCUGAAUUGUUCUUUGAGUCGUUAGCUACAGAGAGCGCCUCCGCACAGCUGGGAGGUCCAAACAAUUUGUCAUCCUCGGUGCUUCAAGGGUUCACAUGCACUGGAGUGAGGAAGAUUGGCAAUGGGCAAGUCAAGAACCUGAUCAAAGCCUGUCGGAGGUCAGGCAGCAGGAAGGUUAAUCUAGUGGAGUCUCAGCUGACCUGCAUGUACACUUACAUUAAAGACGAUGCUGCCAGCUUCAACCUCUACCCUCCAGAUGUUCUGCUGUAUUAUGAUUACUCACUGGUGCCGCAGGGCAGCUGCAGGGCCUAUUUCACAGAGCUGGGAAAUGCAAACUUCUCUGUCUUCUCUGCAGCGCUCAGCUACAAGCGCACUGCCCUGUUUGAAAAUGCAAAGAGCUGCCUGGGCAUAACAAACACAAGCUUAACUAAAGAUUCAAUAUCAGUAUUGGGAAACAUGUGCUGCAUCCUGGAUGCGUCCUACAUCCUAAACUCAGAUUCAUCCAUCUUGGAAAAACUCAAAGCCUGCCCCAGCCUCACUUCUGCUCAAGCAGCUGCUGUUCAGGCUCGAAUGAUUAAUGGCAACACAAGAUCUGGAGCUCCUUCAGUGUGGACUGAGCAAACUCUGAAAGACCUCGGGAUGCUGUCUCUGUAUAUGUCUUCAACCUUCUAUGGUUACUUCAACACUAAAACAAAGAACAACUACUUGAGGUACUUCCUGGGUGUUCUCAAGGAAAACAACGUGGACAGUCAGAAGAUCGGGGAGCUGAAGAGUGCAAUAAGGAUGUCCAUUCCGGAUGAGUCAAAGCGAUCUACAGCCACUGACUGCACUUUGGGUUUCAUAACCCGCGUGACUAUCGUUAAUCUAACAUUCCCCUUAAACUAUGAUAUAAGUCAGUUCACCAGCUGCCUCAAUUCCACCAUUGUGAAAGACAACUUGGAUGCCCUUGUUAGCCAGGUGCAGCAACAGAACUACACAACGAUUGUUCUCAGCAAGUUGCGACAGGCUUACAAUGCCAGCGGCAUCAUCCCAGAAGAUCAGGUUCAGAUCUUAGGAGCAAUGUCCCGUAGUGCCACUAUGGCAGACAUCAACAUGUGGAGUAUUAUUCAGAUCGACACACUCGCUUCUUUGAUGAAUCCUUCAAACGGACCGUGGGACCCGGUUCUGGCCAAAGCCAUCAUCUCCAAGUAUCUGAGUGUAAAGGGGAACAGUCUCAGCAGUGUGGCACUCAACACCAUUGGAGGACCAAACCUGUGUGCCCUGGAUGUUGUUGCUAUCAGGAACAUUUCGGUUGAAAGCAUCAAAAACGCCGAUGCCCUGGACAUAUCCAGCUGCACCACUGAGAAAAAGCAAGAAGUGUUCGCCCUCGCCUAUAAAGCAUUUAUCCCAGUGACCCGCUCAAUCUCUAUCUCCACUUCCACUUACCAGCUCAUACAAUCUUACCUACCGGGUGCAGAUCUUGCGUUUAUCCAAAAUUUAGUGUCUGCCAAUAUCAGUAUGGACCUCCCGACCUUCACUGGGCUGCUUCAGAGUGUUAUACAGAACCUGACUGUUAGUGAUGUUAAAGGUCUUCUUGGCACCAACCUCCCACUUUUGACGUCGUAUGAAAAUGUGACAGUGGUGAAAACCUGGAUCAGUUCACAGUUACAGUCCGAUCUUAAUGGUCUGGGAGUGGGGCUUACAGGAGGCAAGGUUAGCACCACCACCACCACUACAUCAGGCACAACAUCAACAACAACAUCAGGGACAACUUCAACAACAAAAUCAACAACUGGAUCCAACAGCACCACGGGCAAUGCUCCUCCAGUCCGAGGUGCUGGCUUCUCUUUCUUCGCUCUUCUUGUGCUCCUCAUCACUUCUCAGUAUGUUGUAAUGUAAAGACAACUUGUCUCAUGGAAGAUUAUUGGAAUAUGAAGUGUAAAAUGGUAGAUAACUGGAUAAAGGCUUGAAAUAAUCUUUUUGUUUUAAUUUAUCACUAAUAGAAGGAAAUAAUGUUAAAUAGAAGGGCAUUUGCUUCGUUCCUUGUAACGCUCGCUAUGAACAAAAUAGUGUAGGUGCAAUAAGACAAAUUGUAAAUGAUGUAUUUUUGAUUACUAAAUCUUCCUGAAACCUUUUCAUAAACUAUUUCUAAGGUCAUAUUUUUGCUUUACUUGUUUUCUAUUUUUUUAUUGUUCCAUUUAAAUGAAGAUUGUUAAAAGGGUGAGGAUUUAACAGAAAAAUGACAGGUUCGGGUGACGGGUAACAGUUUUCAUGAUAGCACUUUCUUUAUUCAGUCUUACUAUGAAAAUGUAUUUGAGAGAUUAAUAAUAAACACAUAUUAAACAGCCUUAAAACAGU
This is a messenger RNA of Oreochromis aureus, 13234 nucleotides long. RefSeq lists its product as uncharacterized. The record is from RefSeq and is a predicted model, not a curated record. Gene Ontology annotation, biological process: cell-matrix adhesion. Gene Ontology annotation, cellular component: cell surface. Bases 152 to 12775 code for a protein of 4207 amino acids. NCBI's taxonomy places the organism in Eukaryota, Metazoa, Chordata, Actinopteri, Cichliformes, Cichlidae. The transcript has 97 exons.